UAUUUUUUGGACGAUUGUACGAGUCCCAUAUGCUACUGAUCAUUUGAGCCACCGUUGACUCUAACGUUCCUAAAUUCGAUGAAAAUGCCUGGUGUUGUCGACGUUUAUCCUCCACCGCCCCAAAACUGUUGCCAGCCAGGAGUUGCUCGAUCUUUGCUUUAUAGUGGUUCAAGGUUUCAAGGGCAUCAGAAGAGCAAAGGCAAUCGUUACGACGUGGAAGUCGAGUUGCAACAUGUUGAUGAGGAGAACAGCUAUCUGUGUGGGUACUUGAAGAUCAAAGGCCUGACUGAUGAGUUUCCUGUUCUAGUAACUUUCUUUGAAGGGGAGAUCAUAGGGGAGAAAUAUCCAUUUCUUACAAGAAAAUGGGAUGCAGAUGAAGAAGUUGACAAGAAGCAUUGGGGUCAGUUUUUAUCAUUUUACCAAUACACCAAGACUUUCAAUCAAGACAACUUCAACUAUGAUGCCCUGAAAAACACAGAUUAUGUCUUCAUGAGGUGGAAAGAACACUUCUUGGUGCCAGAUCACAAAGUUAAAGACAUAAGCGGAGCAUCAUUUGCUGGAUUUUACUACAUUUGCUUCCAAAAGUCAACAGCAUCGAUAGAAGGUUACUACUACCACAGAAAUUCAGAGUGGUACCAGAGUUUGAACCUGACGCAUGUAGCUGAUCACAGUGUACCCAUCUAUCUGUUUCGGUGAGGCAGUAUCUGCUGCUAGAGUUCUAUUUAUUCUGAUGCACAAUAGAUUUUGUAAAUAGAUUUUUGUCUUUAAAUAUUAUAAAGAUAUGGUAUUUUCUAUUUCUGAAUAUUUUGCCCCAUCCAGUCUCCUUUCAAAUAUGCAUAAGUGAAGGUAAUGUUGGAUGGUUCAGUGGAUGAAUUCAUAUGAAGCAGGCCAAAAACAAAAAACAAACAAAAAAGGGGAAAA
Lytechinus variegatus (green sea urchin) is the source of this 921-nucleotide messenger RNA. RefSeq names its product glucose-induced degradation protein 4 homolog (gene gid4). The record is from RefSeq and is a predicted model, not a curated record. NCBI's taxonomy places the organism in Eukaryota, Metazoa, Echinodermata, Echinoidea, Temnopleuroida, Toxopneustidae. Bases 79 to 696 code for a protein of 205 amino acids. Gene Ontology annotation, biological process: negative regulation of gluconeogenesis; protein catabolic process in the vacuole; proteasome-mediated ubiquitin-dependent protein catabolic process. The transcript has 5 exons. Gene Ontology annotation, cellular component: extrinsic component of membrane; GID complex.